Loa loa (African eye worm) is the source of this 210-nucleotide messenger RNA. RefSeq lists its product as hypothetical. The transcript has 2 exons. NCBI's taxonomy places the organism in Eukaryota, Metazoa, Nematoda, Chromadorea, Rhabditida, Onchocercidae. The coding region runs from base 1 to 210 and encodes 69 amino acids. The record is from RefSeq and is a predicted model, not a curated record.
AUGGGAAAAAAGUCGUUUCAAACAGAAAUGGAAGUAACUGGAAGAAUUUCGGCGGAAUCAACUGAUGGUAGCUUACGACUUAAGUCUGUAGGCAAUGAAGAUAUGCAAAGCGAACUUACUAUGCUUAAAGAUAAUCAGAACCAACAUGCCGUAACAGAUAUUUUGGCUACAUUUGUAAACGAUAUUGAUGGUACCGCGAAAGUAUUAUGA